CUCUUCCCUCCUCCUCCUGCCGCUCCUCCCGCCGCCGGCCCGGCCCGGCUCCGCUCGCCAUGGGAGAUGUGGUCUCCACGCACCUGGACGAGGGUCGCCGCCAGCACAUCGCGGAGAAGACAGGGAAGGUGCUGGGUGAGUUCUGCCGGUGCUACAAGGAGCAGUUUGGAGUAGCUCUCUUCAACAGCGUGCGCUAUGAGAUCGAGGGCGCGGGGGGCCCGCAGGCACAGCUGCUCCACCGCAAGGUUCCACUGGAGGACCACGUCAUCUACUCGGGCAACAUCUUCCAGUACAUCGAGAGAGCAAAGUGGAGGAACCGCUUCUGCGUGGUGCCCCACAACUAUGGGCUGGUCCUCUACGAGAACAAACUGGCCUAUGAGCGGGAGCUGCCACCCCGGGUGCUGGUCAACAGUGCUGGCUACAAGGUCCUCACCUCUGUGGAGCAGUACCUGGAGCUGGUCAACAACAGCCUGCCUGGUGUGACCCCCAAAUCUGGGCACUCUCCCAUUCUGAAGUGCCCCACGGAUUUCCCGCUGAUCCUGUGGCACCCCUAUGCCCGGCACUAUUAUUUCUGUGUGAUGACGGGCAAGGAGCAGGAGAAGUGGCGGGCGGUGUUCCAGGACUGCGUGCGGCACUGCAACAACGGGAUCUCCGAGGAGUCCAAGGUGGAGGCUCCAGCGUUCACGGCCGCCAUCCGCAUGUACCGGCAGUGCAAGGAGCAGUACGGCACCUGGGACAUGCUCUGCGGCAACGAGACCCAGGUCCUGAGCAACCUGGUGAUGGAGGAGCUGCUGCCCGAGCUGAGGAGCACCAUCGGCCCCCGGCUGAAGGGCAAAGCCCCGGAGCGCCAGCGGACCUGGAUCCAGGUGUCAGAUGCUGUCUAUAGGAUGGUCUAUGAGCUGGCCAAGGCGCAGUACGACGCAGCAGUGGCCAGGUGUGAGCAGGAGCGGCCGCAGCUGGAGAGCACCAUCCGCACAGACAUGGACCAGAUCAUCACCUCCAAGGAGCACCUGGCCAGCAAGAUCCGAGCCUUUGUCCUGCCCAAGGCAGAGGUGUGUGUCCGUAACCACGUCCAGCCCUACAUCUCGUCCAUCCUGGAGGCCCUGAUGACCCCCACGAGCCAGGGCUUCGCCGAGGUGCGGGAGGUGUUCUUCAAGGAGGUCACCGACAUGAACAUGAACGUCGUCAACGAGGGUGGCCUGGAGAAGCUGGUGGAGUACAUGGAGAAGCUCUCCCACCUGGCCUUCCACCCCGUGAAGAUGCAGUCGUGCUAUGAGAAGAUGGACCAGCUGAAACUGGAGGGUCUGCAGCAGCGAUUCGAUGUCUCCAGCACAUCUGUCUUCAAGCAGAGGGCCCAGAUCCACAUGAGACAGCAAAUGGACGAUGCCGUGUACACCUUCGAGACACUGCUGCACCAGGAGCUGGGCAAGCUGCAGGGCAAGGACGACCUGUGCAAGUCCAUCCAGCGCAUCCUCGAGAGGGUGCUCAAGAAAUUUGACUAUGACAGCAGCACAGUGAGGAAGAAGUUCUUCAGGGAGGCCCUGCUGCAGAUCACCAUCCCCUUCCUGCUGAAAAAGCUGGCACCCACCUGCAAGGGGGAAUUAGCCAAGUUUCAGGAGCUGAUCUUCGAGGACUUUGCCAGCUUCAUCCUGGUGGAGAACACCUAUGAGGAGGUGGUGCUGCAGUCAGUGAUGAAAGACAUCAUGCAAGCUGUGAAGGAGGCGGCCGUGCAGCGGAAGCACAACCUGUACAGGGACAGCAUGGUGAUGCACAACAGCGAUCCCAACCUGCACCUGCUGGGAGAGGGCCUGGCCAUCGACUGGAGCGAGGAGUACAGCGGGCAGCCCGAGGCCGAGCCCGCGGCCGAGCGGCGCCGCAGGGCCAAGCAGGUGGUGUCGGUCAUCCAGGAUGACGAGGGGGCCCUGCCCUACGGGGCUGAGGCAUUGCUGCAGCCCAGCUCCCCUGAGCCACAGGAGCCUCAUCCCGGGGUACCCCCCAGCCCCGUGGAUGCGGUGAAGGAGAUCCGGGAGGCGCUGGCACAGGAGAGCCUCGGGGAUGGCGCUGGGGCAGAGGAGCGGCUGAUGAACGGCACAGACACCAGUGGUGCCAGCGAGGAGGGCGUGCUGCUGGCAGGGGCUGCCCAGGGGGAUGGCACACAGCAAGGCCCAGCCCGUGACGGGGAUGGGCUGCACUGUGCGGCAUCGUCACCUGUCCCUGGAGCUGAGAUCCCAUCAGGAGCUGGGGGAGAACGUGCCACACCAGCACUGUCACCUGUCCCUGGAGCUGAGAUCCCGUCAGGAGCUGGGACGCGCCGGGCUGCACCAGCACCGCCUGUGCCUGGAGCUGAGGCGUCAUCGGGGGGACAGUGUGCCACACCAGCACUGUCACCUGUCCCUGGAGCUGAGGUCCCAUCAGGGACUGGGGGACAAGGUCCUGGACCAGCAUCACCUGUGCCCAGAGCCGAUGCCCCAUCAGAGGCUGUGGUGCCACACGUCACACCAAGAUCAUCCAUGCCAGCUUCCCCUGUGUCUGGAGCUGAUGUCCCAAUAGAGGCUGUGGUGCCACAUGCCACACCAAGAUCAUCCAUGCCAGCUUCCCUCGUGUCUGGAGCUGAUGUCCCAAUAGAGGCUGUGGUGCCACACGUCACACCAAGAUCAUCCAUGCCAGCAUCCCCCGUGCCCAGCGCUGAAUCCCCGUCAGUGUCCAGCGUGCCACAGGCCACAGCAGCAGCAGCCAGCCCCCGAGCCGAUGUCCCAGCAGAGGCUGAGGUGCCCCAUGUCACAGCAGCACCGCCUGGAGCCCAGAGCCCGUCACCAGCGUGCCACCAGCGCAGUGACAACGAGACAGGCGAGCACGGGGGGCAGGCCAGGGCCACCACAGAGAGCGGUGAGGGGGUGCAGACUGAGUUCUAGCCCCUGCCCCUGCCAUGGACUGGCCCUGGUGACACUGGGGCUGGGGGAGGGGGCUAGGACCCCCGGGAUGGAGAGCAGCACACGGGAGAGGGAGGGGAUGGGGACACCGAGACCUUACUGCCGCGGGGGGCUGCCCACAGCCACAGCCCCUGCUGGGUCGGACUGGGGGUGGCCCCAGUCUGGCAUGGGGCAUCCCCUGCGCUCUGCUCUGUCCUUCUUCUGCCUUAUUUUCUUUUCUACUGAGGAGAUGCUUUACUGAAGAGCUUUAUCUGCCCCCCACACCAGUGCCUGGGGCUGCUGGGGGGGCUGGCACUAGCCCUGCUGAGGGUGGGGGUGCAGGACCCUCCUGGCUGUCCCUGGGGUUGUCCCUGCCCCAGUCUGGGGGGGUUUCCUGGGAGCCUGCCCUGCUCCUCCAGGAGUGCCAGUGGAGCGGGGGCUGCAGGGGAUGAUGGAAAACAGGAUGGCAAACGGGGACAUGACAGGGACAGCAACACUGGGGAGCUUGAGCCACUGCCGAGAGGAAGAGUGGGACAGGCAUGGGCUGCUGGUGCCCAGGCCGGGCUCACAGCACCCAGGCCGGGCUCACAGCAUCCAGGCCGGGCUCACAGCAUCCAGGCCGGGCUCACAGCACCCAGGCCGGGCUCACAGCAUCCAGGCCGGGCUCACAGCACCCAGGCUGAGCUCACAGCACCCAGGCUGAGCUCACAGCACCCAGGCUGAGCUCACAGCAUCCAGGCCAGGCUCACAGCACCCAGGCCGGGCUCACAGCACCCAGGCUGAGCUCACAGCACCCAGGCUGAGCUCACAGCACCCAGGCCGGGCUCACAGCACCCAGGCCAAGCUCACAGCACCCAGGCCGGGCUCACAGCAUCCAGGCCAGGCUCACAGCAUCCAGGCUGGGCUCACAGCAUCCAGGUUGAGCUCACAGCAUCCAGGCCGGGCUCACAGCACCCAGAGCCCAUCCCCAGCCAUCCUCAGCCCAGGGUAUUCUAGGAGCUAUUUUAAGUUCAGAGUUAACUCUCUGGGGGAAGGUGGCACUCACUGUGUCCCAGCUGUGCCUGGCAGGACUGGGAUAAUUCCAGGCUCAGCUUGCUGUGCAGUGGAGAGAUCCCAGCCCCUGCCCUCCAGAUCUCCUCAGCACCUUCCAUGGAUGGUUUCUCUGGCUUUGGAGAUUUUGGCACCUGCUGAGAUGGCUGAGCAAAGAGCAGAGGUUUGCUGACCCCUCUCUAUCAGGGGGAUGGGGACAGGACUGCUGCAGCCCCCACACAGUGAUGCCAAAAGCCCUGGAGGUGCUGGGGGUCUGCAGGACUGCUGGGUGUGACACCUGGAGCAGGGACAAGCACCCCACCACCCACCUGUGCUUAGGUGCCACCGUUCCUGCCUCAGAAGGGGGGUGCCCAGCCUAACCCACUCAGGGGGGCCCCCAAAGUGCCUUGGGAGGCCCCCCUCAAAGUGCCUUUCUCUGUGAACUUCAAACCUGUCUCUUCCAGGAUAUUUUAUUAAGAAAGU
Catharus ustulatus (Swainson's thrush) is the source of this 4421-nucleotide messenger RNA. Its product is annotated as protein Niban 2-like. NCBI's taxonomy places the organism in Eukaryota, Metazoa, Chordata, Aves, Passeriformes, Turdidae. The record is from RefSeq and is a predicted model, not a curated record.